AUGUCUGCAGCGCUCAACAGCAAGGCUGAUUCGUCACCUGGCAUAGCGGACCUCUCUCUCAACUCGCUAGCCUCGGGGUUCUCUACGCCAGGAUGGGGUCUUAGGAAGUUCUCCGGAUCGUCUCAGACAACAUCUUCUGCACCGAUUGCCACGCCUUCUCCACCGAUGCCAAUACCAAUGGGGUCAAGGCGGAGGACAGACGAGGUAAUACCGGCUGCGAGACGAUUUGGGCUCCAGAAUCUCGAGGAAGAGGGCGAGGAAGGAAAUCCCGCUUACCUCGAGACUCCUGCUCAGGAAAAACGUUGGGACGAGGUCAUCGAUACUCCUGCUCCUGGUCAAACGAAGCGGACACGUAGUGCAGGUGGUAAAGGAACCAACCUUACGUUGCGAGAUCAAGAGAAGCACAUCGACAGCUUGAAGAAGGAAAACUUCAACAUCAAGUUGAAAGUCCACUUCCUCGAAGAGCGGCUCGCCCAGCUCGCGCCCGACCAGAUUGAUGCCGCGCUGAAACAGAACAUCAACCUCAAAAUCGAGGUGCAGCAACGUGGAAUGGAGAUGAAGAAGCUCAAGAAACUAGUGUUGGAGCUAGAGCGGGAGCUGGAACGGCUACAGCGCGGCUCGGGCAGUGCGCAGGCUCGGGCGCGGGAACUGGAGGAGAAGCUGGAGGAGCGAGAGCGGGAGAUCAGGGAGCUCCGGCGGAGGCGAGCUGUCGGCCCAGACGAUGGCACACUGCGUGACCUCGAGGAGCACAACGCGCACCUUCAAGGUGAGCUUGAUGCUGCCCGUGGGCUUUUGGAUGUGUGCACCGAGGAGCUAGAUCAGCUGAAGGAAGCGGAAGAGAGGCGGAGACGCGGGGUGACGAACGAGGGCCAGUGGGAGCAGCGCGCGGCGGAACUGGAGGAAGACAAUGAAAAUCUCCGGUUGAAGAUAGACGACCUCGAGGAGCAGGUGACACGCAGGAACGACGAGAAGGAGGAUUUGGCCGAUAUGGUUGAAGCGCUGAAGCUGGAGAAUGAAGAGUUGCGCCGUAGGCGCGAGGCCGAGUCGAUAGAGCGGAGCGAGAGCCGUGCACAGAUCAUAGAGGAGCAAGAAGAGCGUGCGGCAGUUGAGGACGACCUGAAUGCGGUCAGAGACAAACUGGCCGCGGCUCAUAUCGAACUGCAGCAGAAGGAAGAUGAUAUUGACAUGAAGAACCGGGAGAUUGAGGAGUUGGUGUCGGAGCACACGCGGAUAGUGGAGACCAUUGAUGAUGAGUGGCGAGGUGAGAUGGAAGAGUCAAGGGGGCAGGUAGAGGAGCUGAAAGAUGCUCUGCAGGAGCGCGAACAAGAGACGAAAGACCUGCGGAUACAUAUCACAGAUCUCGAGACGGAACUCAACGAACUGCAUGGGAAGUUCGAGGCCGCUUUGGAGCACAUCCAGCGGGAGUCCGACGAGAAGGACGUUGAGAUUGAAGCGGCCAACCGUGAGAUCGAGAAGCUCGGUGGGCAAGUCUAUGCCCUCGAGGAGGAGAAUGAGCAUCUCAAGGAGCAGAGCGAGAGGACGAGAGAGGACGAGGCUGCAGAGAGGGAACGUCUCGAAGCUCUCGCGGCUGCUCUCAAAGAGGUACGCCAAAGUAGCGUUUGCAUUCGUCAUACUCAGGACCGCCCCUUGGCGCAGCUCGAAGAAAUGACCGAGAACUACGAUGCCCGUAGCCAGGAGGUCGAAGAGUACCGCUCCCGCUCGGAGGAACUCGCUCAGCAUGUCGAAAACCUCGUCGAGGAGAUCCAGCUGGAACGCAGUGGGCGUGAGCGUCUAAACACGGACCUCAGGAAUGCUGAACAAGAACACGACACCGCUCUUCGAAAGGAGCAUCGGGCUGUCGAGGCCAAGGAGUCAGCGCUGCAGUCAGCCCUCAACGACCUUGCGCGCACGCAGUCCCUCCUCGCGCAGCGCGAAACCGACCUUUCUGCGGUGCAGACCGCGCUUGAGACCUUCGAGGCCGAAUCGAAGAAACUGGGCGAGUCGCACACGACCGCCCGGUUCUCACUGCAGCUCGAGGUUGACCGCCUGAAACGCGACCUGGAGCGUCUUGAAGACGAGCUAUCUCGUGCUCGCAAGGAGCUGGAGGAUCGCGAGGGAAGGGGCCACGAGCGUGACGCUGUGAUCGACAAGCUACAUGUGGAGAACCGCGACCUCGCGUCGCAGCUCGCUUCUCAGACCCAGGCGAGGUUGAAUGUCUCGGAAAAGCUGGAUGAGACGUUAGCGAAUUUGAAGACCGCCGAGGCUGAGCUUUCGACGUUCCGCUCAAGGGUGGCAGAGCUGGAGCAGCGGCUGGCGAAGGAUCAGCGGUCGUUGUUGACUGCUGAAUCGCAGUACCGCGACCAGUUGACUGAACGGAAUACCUUGUUGCUGACGAUCUACCAGUAUAUGGAUAAGAUUCUCGGCGUUGACAAGACUCCGAAGAAACAUGGUCAAGCAGAGACCAAGCCCUUCACGAACUUUAGCGUCUUCCACGACAACCUCAUCUCCCGCCUGAAAUCUCUCAGCGACAUCCAGCUGAUCUUCGAGAAGCGCGUCAAAGAAGCUGAGGGUAGAUACACGGAGAAGAUAGGCGACAUGAGGAAGCAGCUUGACUACCGAUGGAAGCAGAUUGACAGGUUCGAAGCGAGUGUGAAGACAGUCGCAGAGCAGAAGGCGACCUGGCGCAAGAAGCUGAGCACGAAGGAGGGUGAAGUCGAGGCGCUAAAGUCCACAAACUCAGACCUGCAAUCCCAGCUUGUGAGCAUGAAGAAACCGGGACAAGGUGACUCGUCGGAAGUGCGUGCGCUUACAGCCCGUGCUAUGAACGCCGAGCGGCGCAUCACCAACUUGCAGAAUCAGCUCCUGUCCGCCGAGGAGAAGCUGACCACGAUGAACGAGAAGACAUCCGUCGCGGACAACAAGUGGGAGGUGCGCGUGCGCGAGUACGAGGCGCGGCUGAAGAAAGCGGAGGAGGCCGUCAAGCGCGAGCGCCAAGGUGCGAAGGAGCGCGUGUAUGAGCUGGAGUUGCAGAUGAAGAGUCUCCAGCGCCAGCUCGAUUUGGAGAACAGACGGAAUCAGAAACUCAACGAAAUCACGGAGGCGCACGGGCUAAUAAACAACAAGCCUACCUCAUCUCCUGGUCGAUAG
Messenger RNA from Laetiporus sulphureus 93-53, 3147 nucleotides. RefSeq lists its product as uncharacterized. NCBI's taxonomy places the organism in Eukaryota, Fungi, Basidiomycota, Agaricomycetes, Polyporales, Laetiporaceae. Bases 1 to 3147 code for a protein of 1048 amino acids. The record is from RefSeq and is a predicted model, not a curated record. The transcript is spliced from 7 exons. Gene Ontology annotation, cellular component: microtubule organizing center.